Messenger RNA from Tremella mesenterica DSM 1558, 1358 nucleotides. RefSeq lists its product as uncharacterized. The coding region runs from base 54 to 1196 and encodes 380 amino acids. Gene Ontology annotation, biological process: protein import into mitochondrial matrix. Gene Ontology annotation, molecular function: transmembrane protein transporter activity. NCBI's taxonomy places the organism in Eukaryota, Fungi, Basidiomycota, Tremellomycetes, Tremellales, Tremellaceae. The record is from RefSeq and is a predicted model, not a curated record. The transcript is spliced from 6 exons. Gene Ontology annotation, cellular component: mitochondrial outer membrane; mitochondrial outer membrane translocase complex.
AUACGAGUGAGUGCAUUAGGGAUACAGCUGCAAGCUGCAUUCAGCCCAACAUCAUGUCCAACAAGGAAUCAUCCGCUCCUUCCCCAGCUCCUAGCUCUCUAAGUCCCUAUCUCGAUGCUGUGGCCAACAUAUUCCACCCCGUGGCGAGCCCAGUCCUCAACUCGUACAAUCUUUUUCACGGCUGGAAAGAGAGCAUGGGUUUGGUACAACCUGGAACUGCAGAGAACUUGACCAAGGAGGUCCAACAGGUUCACCUCGCCAACUGGUUUUUCGACGGAGCACGAGCAGAUAUAUCCAAAGUCGUCUCUGCCAGUCCGGCUUUCCAGCUCACUCACACUUUCUCCCUUGGAUCUAGUAGCAGACCGCCUGCAUACAAUUUUGGUGCAAUCUUUGCCAAUGCCAACACCUUUCUGCAUGGAAGUGUGGACGGACAGGGACAAGUAACGGCCAGAGCCAAUCAGACAUGGUCUCCUCAUGACAUUUCAAAACUACAAGCACAACUCACCAACAAACCUGCUCAAACCAUGGUCCAAAUCGAACAUGAUCAUCUCGCUCCUCAUUACACCUUUUCACUAAAAUCUAUGAACCCAGGACUUCUAGAUGGUACUGGUAUACACUUCGUCUCUCUUUUACACUCCAUAGGUCCCCGUCUCUCUCUCGGUUUCGAGACUAUCAUCCAAAACACAUCGGUGUCAAAGCUAGAAACAUCGACUUCUUACCUCGCCAAACUCACUUCUCUCCCUGAUCGUUCAGCCGCCGCUUCAGCUGCUCUAUCACCUCUUGGGGGUCCACCCAUCGCUCAACCAUUCUCACCAUCUUGGAUCGCCACUGCACAAUUGCAACCAUCAGGAAACGUUCAGGCGACAUACUAUCAGAAAAUGAGCGACAAAGUUGACGUGGCUCUGGAUCUUCAGACCAACUUCCAACCUGCCAGCCCGUUGGGACCCAGUCAGCGUGGAGCCACGGCCACAUUAGGAGCAAAAUAUGACUUCCGACCGGCGACUUUCAGAGCACAGGUGGAUAGUAAUAUGAAAGUUGGCAUGCUGCUAGAGCAACGGUUCACGCCUGCUUUUGCGUUCCUUGUAGGAGGGGAGAUUGAUCACGCCAGGAACACAUCUCGAUUCGGUGUUGGUAUCCAAAUCGAGUCUACAACCAUGACACAGGAGGAGAUGAUGGCGGCUGGGAUGAUACAAUAGCGGGGUGGUCGAAUAUCUGGAGGAAUGUAUUGGAGCCUAGCGGAAGUAGAGGACUGCUCUCAUGGUGGACAAUAUACCAUCACCUGGCAGCUAACCCAUCUCUGCGGCCUGCGGCCAAACUUUGGCUUGUAAGGAUUAUAUCGCAUGCAUCUCUCACAAUUC